AUGAACGCUUUGCCUUCGAUCAUGAAAUAAUAUGCGUAGAAGUCUAUAAGUACAGUUUGGGAGGCGAUUAGCUCAAUAAGUACUUUUUCGCUCGUUGAGUUGUGCGCGUCGUGGUCGCCUUGGAUUCGGAAGCUGUUAUAUGGUGAUAGAAAACCAAAAAUGACACCCAACACCAAGAACGGUUCCGCACUGUGCGAACAGUCGCAAAGCUAUCUGCAGGGCCCACGGGACAGGCCCUUCCUGUACCGAACCAUCGGUCAGCACCUGCGGGAAGCCGCCGACCGGUAUCCCAACCACGAGGCCCUGGUGUCGCUCCACGAGGGCCUGCGCUACUCGUACGCCGAGGUGCUGGACCGCGCCGAUCGACUGGCAGCGGGUUUUUAUCUGCUCGGUCUCCAGAAGGGCGAUCGCGUCGCCAUUUGGGCCCCCAACAGUGCGGCGUACUACUUGAGCACGCUGGCCGUGGCCCGUGCCGGGAUGAUUUCGGUUGGCAUUAAUCCGGCGUACCAAAUUCCAGAACUUGAGUACGCUCUGAACAAGGUUGGCGUGAAGGCGCUGAUCACGAUCGAGUGCUUUCGGGAGCGAAACUACUACGAAAUGUUGAUGGAGUUGCUUCCUGAGCUUGCUGCAGGGUCUCCGGGGAACCUCAAGUGUUCCCGCGUGCCAACGCUGAAAGCGGUCAUAAUUGAUGCUGAAAAUAUGAGAUACCCCGGCACUAUUUCCGCCCACGAACUUUUGCGCCUCCCAUCGGAUCAGCAAGUACACGCGAUCGAGUCCAUCCAGUCGCGCAUUUGCCCGGACAGCGGCGCCUGUUUGCUUUUUACCUCGGGAACAACCGGCAAGCCGAAGGCCGCUCUGCUGUCUCAUUUCGCACUGAUCAACCACAGUGUAACGAUCGCCGAGCGGAAUGACCUGGGGAGGAAAAUGCACCGAGCCUGCGUUCAUAUUCCACUUUUUCACGUGUACGGGCUAUCGUUUGGGGUGUUGAGUGCGCUGAGUUAUGGCACUACGGCGGUCCUGCCGGGGUAUUGGUUCAACGCGAGUGAUUCUUUGAACGCGAUCGCUCGGGAAAAGUGCACCGUCAUGUACGGGACGCCGACCAUGUACGUGGACCUGCUGCGGGAGUAUCGCAAGGGAAUGGUCAACCUGCACCGGAUGGAUCUGGCGAACUACGCUGCGGCCUGCUGUUCACCCCAGUUGAUUCUGGAGUUGGAAAGUGUCAUGGGUAUUCGGAAGGUGCUGGCCGCUUACGGGAUGACGGAGCUAUCCGGGGUGACGUUCAUGAGUCAGGCUGAAGAUUCGACGCAGACCGCGUUGGAAUCCGUUGGGAGGAUCGCCGAUCAUUACGAGGCCAAGGUGGUUGAUCGGGAGGGGGGCAUCGUCCCGUUUGGGACCCCGGGAGAGCUGUGGGUCCGGGGAUUUGGUAACUUGCUCGGUUAUUGGGGUGAUGAAGAUAAAACCAAGGAAAUUAUGGGUCCAGAUGGGUGGCUCAAAACUGGUGAUCAGUUUGUGCUGCGACCGGAUGGGUACGGAAGAAUCGUCGGACGGAUAAAGGAGCUGAUCAUUCGGGGUGGUGAGAACAUCUACCCGAGGGAAAUCGAAGACGUGCUGAACACUCACCCGGCCAUCCUGGAAUCACACUGCAUUGGAGUGCCAAAUGAGCGGCUUGGGGAGGAGGUUUGCGCUUACAUAGAUCGACUGGCCGCAGCGUUCUAUCAACUAGGCCUUGAAAAGGGUGAUCGCGUGGCCAUUUGGGCGCCCAACUGUUCGGCCUACUAUUUGGCCACGUUUGCGGUGGCACGUGCCGGGAUGAUUUCGGUGGGAGUCAAUCCGGCGUACCAAGUUCCCGAGCUGGAGUUUGCUCUUAACAAAGUUGGUGUCAAAGCGCUGGUGAUGGCUGAGUCAUUCCGAACGAGAAAUUACUACAAUGUUCUUGAGGAACUCAUCCCAGAGCUUUCUGGUAGUGUCCCUGGAAAGUUGAAGUCCUUAAGAGUUCCAUCGUUGAAGACGGUUGUCAUUGACUGUGAAGAGCGUUCUUAUCCAGGAACCUUCUCCAUGUUCGAACUACUGGAGCUUCCGACGGAGCAGCAAAUCAAGAAUAUUGAGUCCAUGCAAACGCGUAUUUGUCCGGAUAGUGGGGCAUGUAUGCUGCUAACAUCCGGGACAACGGGUCAACCGAAAGUCGCUCUGUUGUCCCAUUUCGGAUUGGUCAACAACGCAACUCAGGCCGCUCGCAGGAAUGAACUGGACUCGAAAGAUCAUCGCGUUUGCGUUCACGUUCCUUUGUUCCAUGCGUUCGGGCUUGUGUUUGGUGUGUUCUCGACGCUGAACUACGGAUCAACGAUGGUUCUGCCUAGUGCUGGAUUCAAGGGAAGUGACUCGCUAAAGGCGAUCAACAAAGAGAAGUGCACCGUAGUGUACGGAACUCCGACGAUGUUCGUCGACAUGCUCGCAGAGUCCCGCAAGGAUAACGUCGACUUGCACCCCAUGGAUCUUGCGAUCUUCGGGGCCGCGUCCUGUUCUCCGCAGCUGCUGCUGAAUGCCCAAAAUCAGCUAGGGAUUCGCCAGGUUCGAACCGGUUACGGCAUGACGGAGACUUCUUGUGCUACUUUUCUGUGUGAUCGUGGUGACUCAACUGAGUCAUCGCUGGAGACGGUUGGUCGGAUCAUGGACCAGUGUGAGGCCAAGGUGGUCGAUCGUGAAGGAAACAUUGUACCUUUUGGAACUCCGGGUGAACUGUGGAUACGGGGCUACGGAACGAUGCUGGGAUUCUGGGGUGAUGAACGAAAAACGAAGGAAGUUCUCAGCAAUGACCGGUGGUUCCGGACGGGGGAUCAGUUUGUGCUUCAACCCGACGGAUACGGACAAAUAGUUGGAAGACUGAAGGAGAUGAUCAUUCGUGGUGGCGAGAACAUCUACCCGAAGGAGCUUGAGGAUGUUCUGAACACAAUCCCGGAGGUGCUCGAGACUCAUUGCAUUGGCGUUCCAGACGAUCGGCUUGGAGAGGAGGUGUGUGCUUACGUCCGAGUGGACGAUUCCGUGGAGGGUCAGCAGUUUGAUAUGGACCGGUUGAAACGAUUUUGUAAAGAUAAGCUGGCACAUUACAAGAUCCCCAAGCAUUUGAGAGUGGUCGAGGAGUUACCGAAGACGACGACCGGAAAGGUACAGAAGUUUAGGUUGCUGGAAUUGUUUUUGAUGGAAAAUAAAGAAAAUUGAAA
This is a messenger RNA of Culex pipiens pallens (northern house mosquito), 3218 nucleotides long. Its product is annotated as medium-chain acyl-CoA ligase ACSF2, mitochondrial-like. Gene Ontology annotation, biological process: fatty acid metabolic process. NCBI's taxonomy places the organism in Eukaryota, Metazoa, Arthropoda, Insecta, Diptera, Culicidae. The record is from RefSeq and is a predicted model, not a curated record. The transcript has 7 exons. Gene Ontology annotation, molecular function: medium-chain fatty acid-CoA ligase activity. Bases 160 to 3216 code for a protein of 1018 amino acids.